Messenger RNA from Balaenoptera musculus (blue whale), 2608 nucleotides. It is a transcript of the gene RTN4RL1, whose product is annotated as reticulon 4 receptor like 1. Bases 511 to 1845 code for a protein of 444 amino acids. Gene Ontology annotation, cellular component: plasma membrane. The transcript is spliced from 2 exons. The record is from RefSeq and is a predicted model, not a curated record. Gene Ontology annotation, molecular function: protein binding. NCBI's taxonomy places the organism in Eukaryota, Metazoa, Chordata, Mammalia, Artiodactyla, Balaenopteridae.
AAGGGAGGAGAGGUUGGGGGAAGCCGGGGGGAGGAAGGGAGGCGCCCCGCUCCGCCGAUCGCACGGUCCUGCAAACGCGCGUCGGGCGCUUUCCCCGGAGCUUGGCGGUGCGUGCGAGCGCCCUUUUGCAGCAACCGCGGCGGCGGCUGCGGCCCGAGGGGGCGGAAAAGAGGGGGCCGCGGCCGGGCGGCCGGGGGGCGGCAUCCCCCCUCAAAACCGCCUGCAAAGUGCUCGGGGCUGCAGAAGCAGGCCGCCAGCUCCGCGGAGCAAGCAGCUCGCCCCGGGGUUGCCGGGCAGCGCCGCGGUUGCUGGUGGGCGCCGGUGCCCUCGGCGCGGGGCUCGGGCUCACCAUGCCCCUGCGGGGCCGGGCCGCCGGGCACAAGCGGAUUCCCGGCUUGCCCCCGCCUCGACGCGCUCGGAUUAGCUGCAGCCAGCGCCCAAGGAUUUGAAUCCGGACCCUGGGAGGGAGCGCGCCUAGGCCGACCUCCGAGUGGCGGCCCCGCGGCCAACAUGCUUCGCAAAGGGUGCUGUGUGGAACUGCUGCUGCUGCUGCUGGCCGGGGAGCUGCCCCUGGGCGGCGGCUGCCCGGGGGACUGCGUGUGCUACCCCGCACCCAUGACGGUCAGCUGCCAGGCGCACAACUUCGCCGCCAUCCCCGAGGGCAUCCCGGAGGACAGCGAGCGCAUCUUCCUGCAGAACAACCGCAUCACCCUCCUCCAGCAGGGCCACUUCAGCCCCUCCAUGGUCACCCUGUGGAUCUACUCCAACAACAUCACCUUCAUCGACCCCAACACCUUCCAGGGCUUCGUGCACCUGGAGGAGCUGGACCUCGGCGACAACCGGCAGCUGCGGACGCUGGCGCCCGAGACCUUCCAGGGCCUGGUGAAGCUCCAUGCCCUCUACCUCUAUAAGUGUGGGCUCAGUGCCCUGCCGGCCGGCAUCUUUGGCGGCCUGCACAGCCUGCAGUACCUCUACCUGCAGGACAACCACAUCGAGUACCUCCAGGACGACAUCUUUGUGGACCUGGUCAACCUCAGCCACCUGUUUCUCCACGGCAACAAGCUGUGGAGCCUAGGCCAGGACACCUUCCGGGGCCUGGUGAACCUGGACCGGCUGCUGCUGCACGAGAACCAGCUGCAGUGGGUCCAUCACAAGGCUUUCCACGACCUCCGCAGGCUGACCACCCUCUUCCUCUUCAACAACAGUCUCUCUGAGUUGCCGGGCGACUGCCUGGCACCCCUGGGGGCCCUGGAGUUCCUCCGCCUCAACGGAAACGCCUGGGACUGUGGCUGCCGGGCGCGCUCCCUGUGGGAAUGGCUGCAAAGGUUCCGUGGCUCCAGCUCCGCUGUCCCUUGCGUGUCCCCCGAGCCUCUGCAUGGCCAGGACCUGAAGCUGCUGAGGGCCGAGGACUUCCGGAACUGCACGGGGCCGGCGUCCCCGCACCAGAUCAAGUCGCACACGCUCACCACCACCGACAGGGCCGCCCGCAAGGAACACCACCCACCCCGUGGCCCCGCCAGGGACAAGGGCCACCCGCACGGCCAUCUGCCCGGCUCUCGGUCGGGCUCCAAGAAGCCGGGCAAGAACUGCACCAGCCGCAGGAAUCGCAACCAGGUCUCGAAGGCGGGCGCCGGGAAGCAGGCCCACGAGCUGCAGGACUAUGCCCCUGACUACCAGCACAAGUUCAGCUUUGACAUGCCCACGGCCCGGCCCAAGAGGAAGGGCAAGUGUGCCCGCAGGACCCCCAUCCGUGCCCCCAGCGGGGUGCAGCAGGCCUCCUCGGGCGGUUCCCUGAGGGCCUCGCUCCUGGCCUGGAUACUGGGGCUGGUGGUCACUCUUCGCUGAGGACGCAGGGCACCAGCACCCAGCACUGCCACGUGUCCACCAAGGAACGGGAUUUCUUUUCUUUUUUUACAAGUGGAGGAUCUGCUGGGUUUCAGGCAAAGGCUGGGAGAGGCUUCAGCUGCUGUCUGGGCCCUGCCCGGUGGAUGAUAAACCCGAAGUGUACAGCCCCAAGCAGGAGGGGAUUAGUUCAUCCCACGCAGCUGUGCCAGCCAGCCCCCGGCCCAGCACCUAUGGACAGCAGCCACCCAGCACGGCAGUUAGAGCCGCAGAGCGAAUCCUUCAUUAGCAACGAUGGGACAGUGCCCCACGGGAGCUGGGCUCUGUGGAAUCCUGGUCAUUUGGAGAGGUCUGAAGGGCCCCCGCCGCUUCCGGAGGAAGCAGGACUCAGAGAACAGACAAGGGUCACCAAAGAAGCUGGGUCCACCAGCUAUCUGGGAGCACAUGAGCAGGUGGCAUUUUGGCUCUUGCCUGAGGCCACUUAGUCACCCUGCCCUGAAUCCAACCAUGUGUCACCUUCAGUCCCUCCCUCGGGGGUAACGCCUCUCAUUCCUGAUGUCUCAGGCAACCCUGGCAGACCCAGGCCCAACUGCUGGCUCCAAGAACCAAUUACCAAAGGAAAGAUCAUCAGAGGCUGAAAUUUAGAACUUCAUCGUGUGCAAUGAGGUUCUCACAGGAGGUGCAGUUUUAUAACUAUGUCCACUUUAUAUAUAUAUAUAUACAUAUAUAUAUAUAUAUAUAUAUGUAUAUAUAUAUACACACACAC